UGUUAGGAACUACCCGUCUGAUACACGCUCGAGUCAUGCGAACUCUUGGCAAGGCUGAAACGCAGCGGAUGUUUCGCCUUCUACCAUCUGUGCAUUGCAGCGGCCGUUGCUCGCUCUGGCAUCCGUCAAACCUCACGGCGCAUUCACUUGCACGCGUGCGGUCGUUCGGAUCAUGCCGGCUGAGCUACUGCGCAGACUCACUCCACCCUUCACCGUCACGCUUGGGAAGUCCAGACCAGGCUCACGCAGACCCUCGACAGAGCGCGCAUCAAACGCGAACAUGGCGGUGCAGCAACAGACCUACCUGUACCUCAUCGCCAGCAGUGACGAAAUCUACGAGAACGACAUUCUGCGCAACCCCGGUGGUAUCAAGCCAUGGCUCGAUUAUGCGAACUUCAAGCGACAGUACGGCACACUCUUGGAGCAGUCUUUCGUGUUGGAACGCGCAGUCACGGCACUGCCACGAAGCUACAAGCUGUGGAAGCUGUACCUCGAGCUCCGGACGAAACACCUCAAGGGGAAGAGCCCGUCAAACCACAGGGUGGAGUUUCAAAAGGUCAAUGCGCUGUUCGAGCGCGCCUUAGUGCUGCUGAACAAAAUGCCGCGCAUUUGGGAGAUGUAUCUUGAGUUCCUCUGCCAGCAGCCUCUGGUGACCUUCACGAGACGGACCUUCGAUCGGGCGUUGCGGUCCUUACCCCUGACGCAGCACAACCGCAUCUGGGCGCUGUACCGGCCUUUCGCGAAUUCGGCGGGUGGAGAGACGGCGGUGAGGAUAUGGCGGAGGUAUAUGCAGAUCCAUUCGGAGCACAUGGAGGAGUUUGUUGAUCUGCUGGUGCGCGAGAAGAAGUACAAAGAAGCUGUGCAGCGGUAUAUUGAGAUUCUGAACAAUCCGCGCUUUCAGUCAAGGGAGGCGAAGGGCCCACUGCAGCACUGGACUGAAAUGCUUGAAGUACUGAUCGACCAUGCGAGGGCGAUACCUAACCCAGUGCCAAUGCUGGACGGGACGACUCUCGCGGUGGAGGCGAUCAUCCGCUCCGGCCUCCAGCGCUUUCCGGACCAACGCGGCAUUCUGUGGGUAGGGCUGGCACGAUACUACAUCAACCUGGGCACCUACGAGCGCGCCCGUGACAUCUUCGAAGAGGCCAUCACGACUGUCAUGACCGUGCGUGACUUCAGCGUUGUCUUUGACACCUACGCCGAAGCAGAAGAGGCGCUCAUAGGCAUCAAACUCGAGGAGUCUGCGACGCGUCAACAGAAAGGCCAACGCAACGACGACGCCGAUCUAGAUUUGGACAUCCGCAUGAUGCGCUUCGAACAACUCAUGGACCGGCGGCCGUUCUUAGUCAACGAUGUCCUUCUCCGGCAGAAUCCACACAACGUGAGUGAGUGGCAGAAGCGCGUGGCACUUUGGGGCGACAACAAACAGAUGGUGGUGCAAACGUACACAGAUGCCAUCGCCGCCAUCAAUCCUAAGAAAGCCGCAGGCCGCUUUCACGAGCUCUGGACCAACUAUGCCAAAUUUUACGAAGCGGGUGGCGAUCUAUCGACCGCUCGCAUAAUCUUGGAGAAAGCGGUCAAAGUACCCUACCGCUCCGUCUCCGAGCUGGCGGAGAUGUGGACCGAAUGGGCGGAGAUGGAGUUGCGGAAUGAGAACUUCGACCAAGCUGUUAAUAUAAUGGCCACGGCGACCAAAGCGCCGAAAAGAAGUAACGUGGAUUAUUUCGACGAGACGCUGAGUCCGCAGCAGAGAGUGCAUAAGAGCUGGAAGCUGUGGUCGUUCUACGUCGACUUGGUUGAGUCUGUGUCAAGCUUGGACGAGACGAAGAAAGUCUACGAACGCAUCUUCGAGCUCCGCAUUGCCACUCCACAGACGGUAGUGAACUACGCCAACCUCUUGGAGGAGAACGGGUACCACGAGGAUUCGUUCAAGAUCUACGAGCGCGGGCUGGAUCUAUUCUCCUACCCCGUCGCUUUCGAAAUCUGGAAUCUGUACCUCACGAAGGCCGUGGAUCGUAAGAUCUCCAUUGAGCGACUACGAGAUUUGUUCGAGCAAGCAGUCGAGGACUGUCCGCCCAAGUUCGCUAAGACCCUCUAUCUCAUGUACGGCGCCCUUGAGGAAGAAAGAGGCCUAGCGCGGCACGCCAUGCGCAUCUAUGAGCGUGCCACCCGUGCCGUAGCGGACGAGGACCGGAUGGAGAUGUUUGAGUUUUACAUCACGAAGUCCGCUUCGAACUUUGGGCUUCCGUCCACCCGGUCCAUCUACGAGCGUGCCAUCGCAGCGCUGCCAGAUAAGGAGGCCGGGCAAAUGUGUGUCAAGUUCGCGGAGAUGGAGCGGAGGCUGGGAGAGAUUGACCGCGCGAGGGCGAUCUACGGGCAUGCGAGCCAGUUUUGCGACCCCAGGGUCGAGGCAGCGUUUUGGAGGAAGUGGGAGAGCUUCGAGGUUCAGCACGGCAAUGAGGACACCUUCAAAGAAAUGCUGCGGAUCAAGCGAUCCGUGCAGGCGCGGUUCAACACGGACGUUAAUUUCGUUGCCAGCCAGGCCAUUGCGCGGCAGCAGGCUAUGCAGGCUGGUUCGAAUGGGGACGCAGAUGCUGAAGGCGAGGUUUUGGAUGGGACUGGUGAGAAGGCGGAUGCAAUGAGAGAGUUGGAGAGGCAAGCGAGGGCACCUAUGGGGUUCGUGGCGGCUAGUACGGGGCCCGAGGGGGCGAAGAGGGAAGAGGCAUUGAUGGCGAGUCAGCCACCGGAAGUGACCAAUGAGGCCGAGAUUGAUAUCGAUGAGGAUCUGUGAUCUCGUAUAGCAGUUACUCACUUGCCUAGCAUCACGGCUGAAGAUGUCGGUGUACCUUGGGAGUCCUCUGAGUGCAGUCAGUUCGACAUCGAUGCAGACUCGCCGUCCUCAGACGCUUUAGGAAAGUCUCAGCUUUCCGCGACUGACCACUUGGACGAGGCUGUUAACGAGCGAGUCCGUGGACGAACUAAGCUUGUAAGCGAUGAUUCACUCAACGAAGCCACAUGUUACUUGCGUUCUUGGCUCCAAGUGGAUAUUUUCAACAAAGCCUUUGCUACACGAAACCUUCGCAACCUUAUACAACUUGGUGGAAAUGGCGCGCACAAGACAAAUGCGAGGAAGAGCACGGGUGGAGUACCGCCUAGAGCGAGACCGAGACUUCGAAUACACGAUCCGAGAGCACCGUCGCGGCUCCCGGCUCGCGC
Baudoinia panamericana UAMH 10762 is the source of this 3213-nucleotide messenger RNA. RefSeq lists its product as uncharacterized. NCBI's taxonomy places the organism in Eukaryota, Fungi, Ascomycota, Dothideomycetes, Mycosphaerellales, Teratosphaeriaceae. Gene Ontology annotation, biological process: generation of catalytic spliceosome for first transesterification step; mRNA splicing, via spliceosome. The record is from RefSeq and is a predicted model, not a curated record. The transcript has a single exon. The coding region runs from base 173 to 2788 and encodes 871 amino acids. Gene Ontology annotation, molecular function: protein binding. Gene Ontology annotation, cellular component: post-mRNA release spliceosomal complex; Prp19 complex; U2-type catalytic step 2 spliceosome.